AUACACACGCGAGCACACACACACUCGCACACACACACACACACACACACACAUACACACGCACACAUAGAUCCGGGUUGGGGGAGCUGCAGCGCGAGACAGCGCGAGCCUCCGAGAAAGCGCGAGACACGCCGGCGCGUGCAGCUCCCCGGACACCGCUUCGUCCGGGCCGGAGCCCGGCGCCACCCGCGUUUGGCCCGCUAGCGCCCGCGUCGGGCAUUUAUGUGGUGGCCGUGUCCUCCAGCCGCAGCUUCCUCGGGUCCCCCCAUCCCUGGCGUCCCCCCCAACUCGCGGCCGCGGGUGCCGGGACUCGAGCGUGGGUGUGUUAUUCGGGGGCUCCUGCCUGGGCGCGCAGCGUGUGCCACCUCACGGGACUCUGCCCACGGGGUCUCUGGUCGCGAUCAAACAAAUAAAAGAAGCCUGUUGAAGUUUGAUCUUCACCUACUCUGUAAAUAGAAGAAUAUUCUUGAGAAAGUAAGAUUGCAAGCACGAAGCAUAAGACUGCUACAUCCAGAGAGAGGGCUAAAGUUUGCCCCUCCACUCACAUCUUCUAAUGUGAUGCUGGGGCUGGAUGUACUUAGGAUUCCGUUCCAAGGUUGACUUGAAAGGAGUGUGGAAGGGUGAGAAGAGAGAGGUAUUAAGUCAUGAUGCAGGAAUCUGCGACAGAGACAAUAAGCAACAGUUCAAUGAAUCAAAAUGGAAUGAGCACUCUAAGCAGCCAAUUAGAUGCUGGCAGCAGAGAUGGGAGAUCAAGUGGUGACACCAGCUCUGAAGUAAGCACAGCGGAGCUUCUGCAUCUGCAACAACAGCAGGCUCUCCAGGCAGCAAGACAACUUCUGUUACAGCAGCAAACAAGUGGGUUGAAAUCUCCUAAGAGCAGUGACAAACAGAGGCCAUUGCAGGUGCCUGUGUCAGUGGCCAUGAUGACGCCCCAGGUGAUAACCCCUCAGCAGAUGCAGCAGAUUCUUCAGCAGCAGGUCCUGUCUCCUCAGCAGCUCCAAGCCCUCCUCCAGCAGCAGCAGGCAGUGAUGCUCCAGCAGGAUUGUUUGGAUUCUGGAUUGGAAAUUUUCAGAGCUGCCUUGGGAAAAAAACAACAACUACAAGAGUUUUACAAGAAACAGCAAGAACAGUUACAUCUUCAGCUUUUGCAGCAGCAGCAACAGCAGCAGCAGCAACAGCAGCAGCAGCAGCAACAGCAACAGCAGCAGCAGCAGCAGCAACAGCAGCAGCAGCAGCAGCAGCAACAGCAGCAGCAUCCUGGAAAGCAAGCGAAAGAGCAGCAACAGCAGCAGCAGCAGCAGCAGCAGCAGUUGGCCGCCCAGCAGCUUGUCUUCCAGCAGCAGCUUCUCCAAAUGCAGCAACUGCAGCAGCAGCAACACCUGCUCAGCCUUCAGCGUCAAGGCCUCAUCUCCAUCCCACCAGGCCAAGCAGCCCUUCCAGUCCAGUCGCUGCCUCAAGCUGGCCUAAGUCCUGCUGAGAUUCAGCAAUUAUGGAAAGAAGUGACUGGAGUCCACAGUAUGGAAGACAAUGGCAUUAAACAUGGAGGGCUAGACCUCACAACUAACAAUUCCUCCUCGACUACCUCCUCCAACUCUUCCAAAGCAUCACCACCAAUAACACAUCAUUCCAUAGUGAAUGGACAGUCUUCGGUUCUGAAUGCAAGGCGGGACAGCUCGUCACAUGAGGAGACGGGGGCCUCCCACACUCUCUAUGGCCAUGGAGUUUGCAAGUGGCCAGGCUGUGAAAGCAUAUGUGAAGAUUUUGGACAGUUUUUGAAGCACCUUAACAACGAACAUGCAUUGGACGACCGAAGUACUGCCCAGUGUCGAGUACAAAUGCAGGUGGUACAGCAGUUAGAAAUACAGCUUUCUAAAGAACGUGAGCGUCUUCAAGCAAUGAUGACCCACUUGCACAUGCGACCCUCAGAGCCCAAACCAUCUCCCAAACCUCUAAAUCUGGUGUCUAGUGUCACCAUGUCGAAGAACAUGUUGGAGACAUCCCCACAGAGCUUACCUCAAACCCCUACCACACCAACGGCCCCAGUCACCCCGAUUACCCAGGGACCCUCAGUAAUCACCCCAGCCAGUGUGCCCAAUGUGGGAGCCAUAAGAAGGCGACAUUCAGACAAAUACAACAUCCCCAUGUCAUCAGAGAUUGCCCCAAACUACGAAUUUUAUAAAAAUGCAGAUGUUAGACCUCCAUUUACUUAUGCAACUCUCAUAAGGCAGGCUAUCAUGGAGUCAUCUGACAGACAGUUAACGCUUAAUGAAAUUUACAGCUGGUUUACAAGGACAUUUGCUUACUUCCGGCGGAACGCUGCGACUUGGAAGAAUGCAGUACGUCAUAAUCUUAGCCUGCACAAAUGUUUUGUUCGAGUAGAAAAUGUUAAAGGAGCAGUGUGGACUGUGGAUGAAGUAGAAUACCAGAAGCGAAGGUCACAAAAGAUAACAGGGAGUCCAACUUUAGUGAAAAAUAUACCUACAAGUUUGGGCUAUGGAGCAGCUCUUAAUGCCAGUCUGCAGGCUGCCUUGGCAGAGAGCAGUUUGCCUUUGCUAAGUAACCCUGGAUUGAUCAAUAAUGCCUCCAGUGGCCUCCUGCAGGCUGUCCAUGAAGACCUCAAUGGUUCCCUGGACCACAUUGACAGCAAUGGGAACAGCAGUCCGGGCUGCUCGCCUCAGCCACACAUACAUUCGAUCCAUGUCAAGGAGGAACCUGUGAUUGCAGAGGAUGAAGACUGUCCAAUGUCUUUAGUGACAACAGCCAAUCACAGUCCGGAGUUAGAAGAUGACAGAGAGAUUGAGGAAGAGCCUUUGUCUGAAGAUCUGGAAUGAGAAUGAACUUGUGACACCUCAGUGUGAAGGGACAUAUCACUGACCUUCAUAACCACUCCACAACCAUGAAUAUUUGACAAAUUUUUACUGUGACUAUUUAUUAAGCAUGGAUAAAGGAGACAGCCCUAAAGGAACUUACUAAGCCAGCCCUUUGGGAUUCAGAACCAACAGGCAAAUUGCUUGUUUUCUUCUCUCUCUGUCUUUAUUGCUUAUUUCUUUAUUUUACUUUAUUUUCUUUUUAGUUUUUUCUUUUUUCUUUUUUUAGAAAAAAAAAGCAAAAAACUGAUUUUCUUGGGAAAAAAAAAAAGAACUGUUCUUUCCAUAAUGGCUCUGCCCAUUUAAAAAAUGUGGCUCUUAAGGGUUCAUGAAAUGACUGAAUAUGAGGAUACAUGUCCUAUAGAAAGCAACUGCGCCUCAUAUACUGCCAAAAAUAGUGUUAGUUUCAUUAAUGUGAAUUUUCCAGAAUUCAGUAGUUGUAAUGUUAGAAACAAUUGCUGGUCAAGUUCAACUUGUUGCUAUUGUUUUUAAUUUGCACAGGAGUAGUAUCAGAAAUUAGUGUCACUGCUUGUAUCUAGCUCAAUUUUAAACAACGAAACAUUAGUUUUUUAUGUUGGUGCCACCAACUGUAAAUGACAUAAGUUAGUUAUUACAAAACACAGUAAUUAGACUGUUGCAACCAUCUAAAACCUUAGGCUUCCAGUCUGUGCUGUUAGUGUUAAGAUGUAAAGUGCAAUCCUAAGCUAACAUUAUCUGUGCAAGCACCAUAGAAACAUUUGCAUAUCUGCAUAGAUCUUACAACUGUACUCUUUACCUCCUUGUGAUAAAGCUUUGUCUACCUGCAAACACAGUCAAAGGCUACAGCUGCAAACCAAAGCCAACUCUAACCAUGGCCAAGAGCUCAAGGACAGAAGCAGCCACAUGCUUUGGUCAGCCUUCUGUAACUUCAAUUAGUACAAAGGAACCUUUUCCAGGAACUACCUGCUGUUUUCUGAUGACCUCUGGGAUCUUUUCAUUUAGCCCUAAACCAAGAAACAAAUAUGACAAACAAAAAUACAACUAAAAGAGUUCAUUUAGUCACAGAGUAAUCUUCUGAGGCCAAAAGUCCAUCUAAAUGCAAUGAAGAUUUGCUUUCAUUAAAGACAGAGGUGAGGACAAAAUCUGCAGUGGAAGUUAUGACAUGCUAGAACGCAAGAAAUGUGGAUCACUGACCAAAACAAUUAUGUACUUGAUGCAAAUGCAGAUUGCGUAUUGUUAUAUAUAUAGUAGAUUGUGUUUUUGUUUUCUCCAUCCAGUUAAUUCUUUUUGGUGGUGAGUACAUGUUGUUAGAAGUACAUGUCUUGUAUGGUCUUAAUCUCUGUUGUGUACUAUUUUUUUAUUGUCUUAAGUUAUAAUGAAAAAAACAAAAACAAAAAGUAGGAACCAAACAUAAAAGGUCUAGUAAAGCCAAAAAUUAAUUUCCUAUUGAUUUUAAAGUGAUCUAGCUGAGUUUUUACACUGAAAGCAAAGAUUAUAGCAAGUGUAGCCCAUGGUAUUUAUUUUCAGUCAAACCAAAGUUACAUAUAAUUCUGCCUCUUCUUAUACGGGAUAUGAACACUAACACACUCCCUUCAAAGACUUGUGCAGGCCAAAUUGUUGGAAUGCUGAUUUUCUUCACAACUCUAAACCCCAAAACUAUGAUAAUACAUUAUGGUGUAGUUGAAGAUAGCAUAGUCAGAUGUUUGCUUAAAACCUAGAGACUUUACGUGUUGCUUUUCAUGUGCUGUGCCAAGUCUUGAUAAUACUUUUUCCCCCAACCAAGGGACCUCAUAACCUGAUUAUGGUUAUUGCUUUACAAACAGUUUUGACAGAAGGUGGCUGCUAGAGCUUAACAUAUGUCCCGGUUCCAUGUGAUGGGCCGGUUCUUGCAAACUAAGCUCAAUGUUUCCUUUGCUGAAGUCAGCAAAUAGAGUUAGAGAGAUACCCAGUCAUCUAUCACACCAAAUAAAAGGACAUAACGGCUUUCAAAAGGGUUUUCCCACUUACCCAAAAGGCUUUCUGAAAGCUUCUACCUCUGCAAAAAAAGAAAAAAAUAGAAAAAAAAGAAAAAAAGGAAAAAAAGGAAAAAAAAGAAAAAAGUUAGAACAAUUAUGGCAGAUUGCAUGAAACAUGAGAACGUCACAGUAACUGCUACUUUUCAUUAUGUUUGUCUUUGGGUCAUGAUCAACGAACGGGAAGUUAUUGACAUGGUAUCAAAAGGGAGACUGGUAUUCUGAAGGGUGGUUCUCUGAUGUCUAGGAUACUGCUGUAAGGCUAUCUGAAAGGGCCACGAGUCUUUCGGGUGCAUGUUCAAAAAGCUUUGAUGGACUGGAUGUAACUUGGAGUGUUGUACCAUCAGGAGGGUGGCCUAAGACUACAAUGCUAAAGUAUGCAUACCUCAGUUUCAGAACUUUUGAAAGGAAGUCUCAGCCACAGAAUGCAUAUACCUGUAGAGUUUUGCAUGGGUUUUAUAUGAAUACAAUUUUAAAAAAUAGCUGCUUGCACAUUAUACCAGAAAAACCUCCAAAACUGCAAUUGCUUUGAAAAUAGACUUUAGGUUUUUUGGAGUUUUCUGAAAUGCUUGGUCUGUAUUUUGAUAAUUGUGCAUAUUAUGUAAAAAUGUUGGUGGACCCAUAAAUGACCAGACUUUUUCUAAGAAAAAUGUUGCUUUAAUGCAUUUCAUGGAUUUUUACUCUUCUAUCAUUGCUUGCUAGUAAUAGCAAACCUGCUUUUCUGCAUCUGCUUUGCGUAGCUAUUGUAAGGCUUUGAACUAAUGUAUGUAUUUAUUGCUUGAACUUCUGUGCAUACCUUAUAAAGCAUAAUGUCUGACAAUUUAAAUGGCUCAUGUAUUCUUGCUUCUACCAUAAACUGAUUAUGGGGACUAUGAUCUUUUGUAUACAGCAAAUUUUAACUGUAGCACAAACAUCUGUUUAUGUAUUGGUGGGAUAUUACCUGUUUUAUUUAUCUUCUUUGAGGUAAACUAAUUUUUGAUACUUUUCAUUACUGUGUACUAUGUUCAUACUUUGAAUUCUCUGACGUUAGAAGUCAUGGUUGAGAAUUGUAACAGCUGUUAUUUGUUCUGUAUUCAUGGCUUUCACUGCUGAAUAAAAUAAAGGACCAAACCUAGGAUUUGAAAGAAAACUGUCUACCUCUAACACCAGGGAGUUAUCAGAUUCUAUUUUACAUAGUUUUAGUCUACAAAGACACAACUGCUUAUACCUAGUGGGCUUACGGCUUAUACUCUAUGUGGUUGGAUUCAUGGCACCGUUGUAUUGUUUGAAAAUCAAUUAAAAUUUUAUGUGACUGUUAAAGUAUUUGGUAGAAUUACCACUAACUGGGUUUCCUUUAGAUAAGUCAGAUAAAGGGAAACGGCAUCAACAUUCUGUGUCUUCGGUGACUAUCUUUAUAAGAAUGCAUUUCUGUAUGAUUAUGAAAUUGAGGAGCAGCCAACUAGGAAUGGAGUGACAGAAGUACACUUAAAAUAAGUGCUUCAGGACAUCAAUGUCCCUGGGCAAAUUCAGUUGCAAAAUCCAAUAGAUUAUUUUGUAAAGUUUUCAAAUUGGGCGUUUACAUUUUUGAGAAAUUGAAAGACCUCUCAUUACUCAUGUCAAUAUUAACACACACCUGGACAGUAAAUUUAUUGUCACAUUAGCUAUUGAAAGUAACAUGGCUUUCUCGUUACUUCAUUCAUUCAGAUUGCAGUGAAAGAGACUUUUUUGCUCUCCACCCAAGAACACUUGACAAAUCUGACUUAGUGGAAAAGAAGUUUGUACAUUUUCCUAUAGAAUUAAUGUGCGAACAGUGUGUCACUACUGCUGGAUGUAAAAAUGUAUAUGAAACCAUUUCAUUCAGUUGGUUACAUUUUCUGAAGUAUAAAUAAAAAAUUAAUUCUUUUUGACCCAUUUAUAA
Messenger RNA from Mesocricetus auratus (golden hamster), 6755 nucleotides. It is a transcript of the gene Foxp2, whose product is annotated as forkhead box P2. Gene Ontology annotation, cellular component: nucleus. Gene Ontology annotation, molecular function: DNA-binding transcription repressor activity, RNA polymerase II-specific; RNA polymerase II cis-regulatory region sequence-specific DNA binding. The transcript has 20 exons. NCBI's taxonomy places the organism in Eukaryota, Metazoa, Chordata, Mammalia, Rodentia, Cricetidae. Gene Ontology annotation, biological process: regulation of transcription by RNA polymerase II. The record is from RefSeq and is a predicted model, not a curated record. The coding region runs from base 645 to 2831 and encodes 728 amino acids.